CGUAUAACUCACCGUUCAUUACCAAAACUCUUUACAAAUUCUUUCACCAAUUCCCACCACUUUCAAACUUCUUCACAACCGAAACCCUCAUCUUCGCCGGAAAAUGUUAAUGCUAGUCGACUGUUCCAACUGCCGGACACCACUGCAGCUUCCGCCGGGAGCCAGAUCCAUCCGUUGCGCCAUCUGUCAAGCCAUUACACGUGUCGCCGAUCCACGAAACCUCCCUCCGCCGUUGCCAACUCAGCCGUACGCUACAUCAUCUAACCACAACUACGCUCCGCCGCCGCCGCCGGCUCCGUCGCCGUACAAUCAGUUACCGUCGUUGAGUCAAACUCCGUCGGUCAACGGACGGAAACGAGCCGUGAUCUGUGGAAUAUCGUAUAGGAGAACGAAGCAUGAGUUGAAAGGCUGCAUCAAUGAUGCCAAGUGUAUGAAGUAUUUGUUGAUUAAUAAGUUUAAGUUUCCGGAAUCUUCUAUUCUCAUGCUCACCGAAGAAGAAACAGAUCGUUACCGGAUUCCAACAAAACAUAACAUCCGAAUGGCCAUGUACUGGCUGGUACAAGGUUGCCAGCCUGGAGAUUCCUUAGUGUUCCAUUUUUCUGGUCAUGGUUCCCAACAAAGAAACUACACUGGUGACGAAAUCGACGGUUACGAUGAGACAUUGUGCCCAUUGGAUUUUGAGACUCAAGGAAUGAUUGUUGAUGAUGAAAUAAACGCAACAAUCGUCAAGCCAAUACCUCAUGGUGUCAAACUCCAUGCCAUUAUUGAUGCUUGUCAUAGUGGCACCAUGCUUGAUUUACCGUUUCUUUGUAGAAUGGACAGGAGUGGUCGGUAUGUAUGGGAGGACCAUAGCCCUCAAUCUGGAAUUUUCAAGGGAACUAAUGGAGGUGAAGUUAUCUCCUUUAGUGGCUGUGAUGAUGAUCAAUCUUCUGCGGAUACAUCGGCUCUAUCGAAAGUGACUUCAACCGGGGCAAUGACAUUUUCAUUCAUACAAGCAAUUGAACGGGGACAUGCAACUACGUAUGGUGAUAUGUUGACAUCUAUGAGAACCACCAUACGCAAGAACGAAAGUGAUAUGGGCGGCGGUGCUGUCACGUCUCUCCUUGGUAUGCUUUUAACCGGAGGAAGCCUUGGUGGUGGUAUAAGACAGGAACCGCAACUCACAGCCAGUGAACCAUUUGAUGUUUAUACCAAGCGAUUCUCCCUCUAAUAAGUAAUCUCCAGUUCUUGUUUAAACUUUAUUCUUGCCAUCUGUAUAGUUUUAAUUUUUUCGAGGAUAUUUAUGACACAUUCGAUUUGUGAUUGUGGAUCAACAAUAUUGUAUGUGCCAAAUAAAAAUUUUCUAAUGUUAUGAGAAAACUAAAAUAUACCAGCCAAA
Messenger RNA from Helianthus annuus (common sunflower), 1378 nucleotides. RefSeq names its product metacaspase-1. The record is from RefSeq and is a predicted model, not a curated record. Bases 104 to 1210 code for a protein of 368 amino acids. NCBI's taxonomy places the organism in Eukaryota, Viridiplantae, Streptophyta, Magnoliopsida, Asterales, Asteraceae. The transcript has 5 exons. Gene Ontology annotation, biological process: proteolysis. Gene Ontology annotation, molecular function: cysteine-type endopeptidase activity.